UCAAUUAAAAUUACCAGAAAUGUUCAAGAGUCGACUAGUCGCCGGAGGUUAUAAUUGACUUCCGGACGUCAAAGCUGUUUCUGUAAGUUGUGUCUCUGAAAACAGUUGAAUUAUUUGUUGCAAUUGGGUAAUCAACUGGCCGAUGUUAAACUCACUCGAAUCAAAUGGUUGAAUCGAAAUUUAAUUGCGAAAUCAACUGUGCUCUGUUAGUUUCGUGUGGCCUAUGUAGGCCGUUUCACCAGUCGCCGCACUUGCCCACAUGCAUAACAUGAAGUGAGUCAUUUGUGAGGAAUGAGGAAUGGCAGUUCAAAACAUGAUUUGUAAUUCUUUUAUAUUUUGUAUGUUUAUCUGGAGUAUUGGAUUAACAUUAUUAGAAACUGCUGAUCCUGGUUUAUCGCCAAGAACUCGUGGAAGAUAUUUUGACUCUGCAUUUUUAAAACGGACCUAUCGCUCAAGAAGGAAUGUUUUGAAUCUUGGUAGCUGCCCUGUAAACGGCAGUGGAGUUACGAAUGGAGUCGUUACUAUUCCUGACAAACGAAAACAAUUAUGGAUUGGAUUAUUAUUACCUUUUACUUUAGCCAGCCAUGGCGGUGAAUACAGUGGAGGUGGGGCAAAGUUCUACGCCGAGGCUUUCAAUCUUGCAGUCGAAAAAAUAAACAAGGAUAGUUCGCUUUUACCAGGCUAUAAAUUAGAUUAUGUUUUCAACAACACACGUUGCAGUGAGCUGGAUGGCAUUCGAGCAAUGUAUUACCAAUACCAAACGCGGGAUAGGAAAGGAUUGCCGAUUCAUGGUUUUAUUGGUCUGGGGUGUCAAUGUAGCACUGCUGCAAAGUUUGCAAGCGCAAUGAAAGUCCCGAUCGUAUCACAUAUGUGCUCCGGCGAGGAACUAUCGAACAAGAAAGUAUAUCCAACUUUUGCUAGGACGUACCCUCUUGGUAAAUACGUCAUACCAUCCAUUGAAGCGUUGUUAAAGCUGUUCAAGUGGCAAAGGGUUGCAGUUAUAUAUUCAAACGACUCUGCAAAGUACCAAGAAACCAGCGGAGAGCUUCUUCAUAAACUCAAAAGAAAUAUAUCGUAUUAUAAAGGCAUCAAAACUGUGCGAUAUGAUGAAAAGGGGGGUUUACUGGAAAAGAUAUUGAAAGAAGUUCAAAAGAAAGCACGAAUUGUAAUUUUAUACAUGGACUACAAAGUGGCAAGAGAAGGUUUAUUGUAUGCAUCAAAGCUUGGCAUGGACAAUGGAUUCUAUGGUUUCAUAGUAGUUGAGCUCAACUCCCUGAACCUGGAGGUCAAACUAGAGAGGCCAUUUAAAUGGCUCGCUUCUGGCUAUCCGGUGACAAAUGAAAAAGUCCACGAUCAGGCGGUGAAGAAAAUGUUCCCGUAUACGCUGAUACUUGGCGUGAAGCUUGGCGAUAGGCACUUACGGGAAGAAUACAAACGGUAUACAAUCGAGCUUACGCGGAGAAUCAAAGGUCCGCCAUUUUGCAGUCCACACUACGCCGGAAUAUACGCCAAGCUGCCUGUGCCACUCGAGAACAUCUACCUGUACGAUGCUGUAAAGGUACUAGCAUUGGCGCUGAACAAGACUAUUAAUCAUAACAAAGAUGUUACUGAUGGUAUUGAAGUAGUAAAGAAUAUGAGGGAGCUUCGUUAUCGAAGUAUAGAUGGUAGUGACAAGAAAAUGAACAAGGAUCUUAAUUCAGAAGCUUUAUAUAGUUUGCUUGCACAAGACUACAUGAACGACACAAAGGACUUGAUCGUUACUGAGGCUGGCUACUUCAAUGACCUUGGUGGAACGUUAAUUUACAAGCAAAAACGUACAAUAAAAUGGGGGAAGAAUGGUCCCCCUAAAGAUACCCCGAAAUGCGGCUUUAAUAACGAACUUUGCCAGAAAAAAGAGGACAGUGGUAUCUCAAUGUCAGUUGUUGUUGCCAUAUCUGUCUCGACGACUGUUAUUGGGGUGAUUCUUCUUCUUUUGCCAAUAUUUAUGUACAGGCAGUACCGUUUAGAACGAUUGCUAACCAGUAAGUUAUGGAGAGUCUCUGUCAACGACCUCACAUUUGUAAAUCGACAUUCAAGCAGCUCGUCAACUUUGUCGCUGAGUCAGACAUCACUGAACAGUAUGAAUAGUGAUAGUUGCUUGAUGCCUGUGUCUCGGCCCGAGCAAGAUUUUAUCCAGCUCCAGGAAUCGCGCACUGUUUUUGCUGUUUUUAAAGGCUCUAAUGUCGCUGUUAAAGAGACUAGAAUAAAAUCUGUUGAGCUGAACAGAGAUGUUCUAUUAGAGUUAAAACAGAUAAGAGAAAUGCGACAUGAGAAUAUCUGCCAGUUCAUUGGAGCCUCGGUUGAGUCAGACAGAGUCCUAAUCGUUACUCAGUAUGCAGCAAGAGGCAGCCUCGAGGAUGUCCUGUUUGAUAGCUCUAUAAAGUUGGAGACUCUUUUCUUGCUGUCUUUGAUCUAUGAUGUUGUCAAGGGAAUGACCUACUUGCAUGCAACCGAAGUAAAAUCUCACGGCAACCUAAAGUCUUCAAAUUGCGUCAUCGAUAGUCGUUGGGUUUUGAAGAUCACAGAUUUUGGCUUGCAUUCAUUUCGAGGCAAGAAUGAUCGCAGUCUGAAAGAGGCUAAUGACUGUGCCCUUACAAAGUAUCUAUGGCGUGCGCCUGAACUGCUAAGGAUGGCGAAUCCUCCUCCGUGCGGAACAGAGAAGGGGGAUGUCUACAGCUUUGCUAUAAUUCUUCAAGAGUGUCACACAAGACAAGGACCAUGGUCUGGCUCGGGCAUUUCCAAUAAAGAAAUUCUCAACCGCGUUGUUGUUGCUGAGUUGCCUCCAUAUCGCCCGACCGUCUCCGAACUCGUUGAGAGCGCUGAAAGCCUGCGCGAUGUAAUGAAAAAGUGUUGGCAGGAGCACCCAGAUUGUAGGCCUACAUUUCAAGAUUUAUGCAAAGACAUAGAAGCUUUAAUGAAAGCAAAUGGAUUUAAAUCGAACAUCGUCGACCACAUGACUUAUAUGAUGGAAAGAUACACCGACCAUCUCGAGGACUUGGUUGAGCAAAAAACCGGCGAGUUAAGAAGUGAAAAGGCUAGAAUUGAAGGCCUGCUGGAGAGAAUGCUGCCAGCCUCAGUUGCAAGACAGCUUAAACUUGGAAGGGAGGUGGAGGCGGAGACUUUUAAAGAUGUGUCAAUUUAUUUCAGUGAUAUAGUCGGUUUUACGGAGUUAUGUGCAGAAAGCAAUCCAAUGCAGGUUGUCAAGCUUCUUAACGACCUUUACACUCUGUUUGAUAAUAUCAUCCAGUUCUACAAUGUUUAUAAGGUGGAAACAAUUGGCGAUGCAUACAUGGUUGUUUCUGGCUUACCAAUCAGAAACGAAAGAGAGCAUGCAUCAGAGAUCGCUUUGAUGGCGCUGCAUAUCAACAGCUCUAUUAAAGAUUUUGUAGUGCACCAUAGACCAGGCACUUCGAUACAGCUGAGGAUUGGGAUCAACUCAGGACCCGUUGUAGCCGGAGUGGUCGGAACAACUAUGCCAAGAUAUUGUCUGUUUGGUGAUACUGUAAACACUGCUUCAAGAAUGGAGUCGACGGGAGCACCUUCAAGAGUUCAUAUUAGCGAAUCGACUAAAAAGGCCCUUGAUAUUGUGGGUGGUUUUACGAUUGAUGCGAGGGGAACAACUUAUUGCAAGGGUAAAGGCCAGAUCCUCACGUUUUGGUUGAAUGAUGUCGUGACCACUCACAAACAAAGGAUUUCAGAAAAUGAGAAAUUCAGGAGAUGUCAAAAGGCGAUAAUAGGGAACAAAUAUUUAGAGUUAUUUACACAAUCGCCCUCCCUAAAGCAUAAGGUGCCUUCUGGAACUAUUAAAGGGUCACCUGAUGUGACACCAAUUACACUGAGGAGGGCUAUGCUCUUGAAAAAUAUAAAGAACAAAGAUAAAAUGACAUCGUUUGAUGUACCACAAGAGCCGGAAAGACUGCCAUUGUUGAAUCAGACUAUCCAUGGGAAUAAUGGUGUAGUGACAUGAGUUAAUGAGAAUAUGCUCCUUCCUAUGUUUUGAUGAUGGCUUCUGUUAAUAAGCCAGUUUAUAAAGUCCAACCCAAAUAUUCAAUCUGAAGACUAGCCUGCAAGCGACCUGUUUAAGGAUAAACAAGAUGAAAUUGCGUGGUAGACAUUCAUACGAUAUGCAAACCUGGUAUGUAUUACAUACAUACAAUAUUGUUAAUCAGUGGUAGUUCAUAUCUGAUUUUCCCUUUCCCCUGAGUAUUACCUGCCAACUUGUUAUCGUGAUAUACGUAUCUCUUGUUUCAUUCAAAUCUAUUAGCCCAACCCCCCCCCCCACCCCACCCCCCGAAAAUCCAUGCUUAUCACAUCGUGCUUCAAACUUAAAUUGUAUCCGGUAAUUAAGGGCAAAAUGCAAUUGCGAAAGAAAGUUUACCUCGUGAUCUCAUGAGGAACUCGUUGAUUUUAGCACCCAGGUCCCUGGCACAAAGUUUUAGCAAGAGAUGUGCGGUAAAGGACUCCAACGGCCACUGCAGUAGGAAUGACGACCCCCUGCGCUUAGCCAACAUAGAAAGGGCAAGAUAUGCCUUUAUAAGGUUCAAAGAGAACAAGCAUAUUGGUUUAUUUUGAUGAGCUGGUCAUAUGUUCGCCCCUACCCUUUUCUAGUGUAGGCGUCCUUGCCCCCACCCCCCCCCUCCCAAUUUUUGCCCGUCAACUGGACCCAGGUUGUAGACAACAUAGACAGAAUGUGGUGUACCUAAUAAAACUAAUAAUUGUUAUAUAACUGUAAAUUUAGCUGUGUACAUAGUAGUCAAAUCAAUUGAAUGGAAUUCAGAAUAUAUACUUGCUGAAAAGGGACUUUAAGGUUAAAUUCGUCGCAGUAAAGGUAACCUUAUCGAUGCUUUAUGGCAAUUUUGUAUCAGUUCAAAGGAAUAAGAAAUUUCAUCAGUUUUAUUUUAUUUUAGGUUUAUUUUUAGCUGUAAUUCGGUAAUGCUUUUAUUUUUUGUGUAGAUCUAGGACUCUUAAUGUGAGAAUAAUUUUUGAUCUAAACUCGAUACACCUGUGACUGAAAGUGAAACUUAAUCGAGGCCAGCUGUUUUAACGCGGGUAUAUAUCCAAAUACAACGACCAAAGUUAAUAUACUGUAAAGAAAAUUAUGCUUGAUACCCAUGGAAGUAACCCUUACCGCAUUUGAUAUCUUGAACCUUUUAUUGUAAAGGUGACAGGGUUUAAAAAACUGCAGGAUUAGCAGAUGGGAAUCCUCAGACAAAUGUCUCAAUCCUGAAAAAUCUCCUUGCUUAGUUUUUUUCUUAGAGUUGCAUAGACAAAAAUUUUGCCAGUUUAUAAGUUUCUCGAAAUGGGUGUAUUUUUAUUGCAUAUAACGACAUAUAGUAAAUAAUUGUAUUUUUAAGCUAUAAGCUUUUUAGUUUAAUUUUUGGACGGAAUCUCAUUUUAUUUUUAUCUCUAGAUACGUGAAAUAUUGCUGCUCCAUAGUGUUGGGUAACGUAGAAAUCUUGUAUUUUGACGUUAAAAAACACAGUAAGAAAA
This is a messenger RNA of Rhopilema esculentum, 5529 nucleotides long. Its product is annotated as atrial natriuretic peptide receptor 1. Gene Ontology annotation, biological process: receptor guanylyl cyclase signaling pathway; protein phosphorylation; intracellular signal transduction. Gene Ontology annotation, molecular function: peptide receptor activity; guanylate cyclase activity; ATP binding. Gene Ontology annotation, cellular component: plasma membrane. NCBI's taxonomy places the organism in Eukaryota, Metazoa, Cnidaria, Scyphozoa, Rhizostomeae, Rhizostomatidae. The record is from RefSeq and is a predicted model, not a curated record.